Molecule: messenger RNA, 1452 nt
Organism: Mollisia scopiformis
Lineage: Eukaryota; Fungi; Ascomycota; Leotiomycetes; Helotiales; Mollisiaceae
Exons: 1
Coding region: 1-1452 (483 amino acids)
Source: RefSeq, a predicted model, not a curated record
AUGGAUCAGGAUAAUAUCAAGCCACGUACCGCACGUACCAUUCCAGUGUCUGCUGCUGUGCCGUUUUUCCGGUCUAAGAACGGACCAGAUCCUGUAGCAUCCGUCAAGGAGCCUUCUAACUGUGUUCAAUCUACUGGUGAAGCUCCGCUUUCGAUUUAUGGUAGUGUUCUUCCUGAUGCUGGUCAGUCUUCAUUGCCCUAUUCUGUUGUGUAUCCGCGUGCUGGACUUUCUGGUAGUGCCAAUCAACACCCAGUAAUAUCCCCUACUCAAAACAAGCGCGGGUUAGUUCUCGAGGGAGCUGACAGUCGAUUCCACAUCUCACCAACUGCCGCCUCUUUCCCCUUGACCAUCCCAUUCUACGGAAACCUGUAUCCUGGCAACGACCCGGUUUUCCAGACUCUUGAAGACCUCGUCAACUGCUUGGCUAAGGUGGUUAAUGCUGCCGAAUCUCUCGAGUCAACUGUUGAAUCUCUCCAAGCCGAGAAUGAGCAGCUGCGCAAGUUUCACAUGGAUACUUUGGUCAUGAUUGGAAAGAUGAUCACUAACUACAAUGUACUUGGUGCUGGCACUCCUGGUGUAAAUCCACACCGCCUUCCGGGUGUCGCAAAGCAACUUGAGAUCUCUCAACUCCCCACACAAGUGGUUCCAUUUGCACGCAUCAAUGGUGAUGGAGUCAUUCCUUACCAUGGUGGACGAGGAUUUCCUGCUUCUAUGCUUUCUAAUGGCCAAGAUACUGCUCUACCUGGCUCAGUCUCUGCUCAUCCGCGUUCUGUUACGGUCAUGAAGAACCCCGCUCGCCAAGUUCAUGGAGACAGAAACGACCUUAACAUGCCAUUUAAGAUGGGCUCUCAAGUUCCUGCUCACCGUAAUGGAGUUCCGCACUAUGAACACUUCGUCGCUGAGCCUAAUCCCCUCCCUGCUAACGCUAAAUUCACUAUGCAUGGUCCAUUGCCGUCUAUGGCCUCCACCGGUCCUCGUGCCUCCAACGCCCACCAUAUGCAGCCAGGUGCCGUUUGUCCCAGUGGUGGCUUCAACUGUCAAGGUUCUCAAGUCAGUGGCCCCAACACCGUCCAAGUCACAGACUUGCGAUCUCGUCCCGCUUUUCGUAGUGGUGUCUUCAAUCACGAUGUCUCUCCAAGCCGCGGUCUAAGAAACGUGUCGGUCGAUUCUUUGAACAUGCAUUCCAGCAUCUUACAGCAUUGCGUCAAUCCCAUCAUGGCCUCUAAACCUGCUGUGUUCUACCCGCCCAAUGGAGUCAAUACUUUCUAUUCUGGAGGAGGCGCCGGCUUGGGUUCUGUUGGCAACGUCGACACCACUACUGACCUCUUCGAGUUUCAUAUGGACGCUGUUAAUUAUGAGGAUUCCUUUGAUGCAGACCUCUCAACUGGCUGUGACAUGGGUAACCAUGGCUACGACAUGGACCUGGGUCUGCCUACAUACUUCGGUCUCUAA